UCCUACGGCACACCCGACGCCAAACCCGACGCACAGUCCGACGCCACACCCGACGCCAAGCCCGACGCCGUUUCCGACGCCAAGCCCCACGGCAAGCCCAACGCCGUCUCCGACACAGUAUCCAACGCCAAGCCCGACGCCAAGCCCGACGCCAAGCCCGACGCCGAGCCCGACGCCAUCUCCGACGGCAAGCCCGACGGCAAGCCCGACGCUGUCUCCUACGCAGUAUCCAACGCCGAGCCCGACGGCAAACCCGACGGCAAGUCCCACGCGGACUCCGACGUCUGCGCCCACCUAUCCCCCGCUCGGGGACGUGCAUGCAUCAGGAAUUUGUAG
Messenger RNA from Prorocentrum cordatum, 336 nucleotides. NCBI's taxonomy places the organism in Eukaryota, Dinophyceae, Prorocentrales, Prorocentraceae. The record is from the annotation of a GenBank genome assembly.